Molecule: messenger RNA, 2329 nt
Organism: Saprolegnia parasitica CBS 223.65
Lineage: Eukaryota; Oomycota; Saprolegniomycetes; Saprolegniales; Saprolegniaceae
Exons: 6
Coding region: 230-2329 (699 amino acids)
Biological process (GO): proteasome-mediated ubiquitin-dependent protein catabolic process; protein polyubiquitination
Molecular function (GO): ubiquitin protein ligase activity
Source: RefSeq, a predicted model, not a curated record
GUCCCGCGGUGACGACGACGCGUCAACGUCAACGCCACCGCCGGCAACGAAAAAGGCCAAGGGCAAACAACGAGCAGCCUUGACGCCGCCGACGCUGGUCCGUGAUGGGGCGACGUGGACGUGUGAUGCGCCACCGAAAGUGCGCUGUCUUCUUGGGUACGGCGAGUACUCGGACAAGGGCCACGACGAGGGCAUCCCGACACACCCGCUUCAGGGCCUCGUGCUCACGAUGAACCAAAAGAGCUUGCUUGACUCGGUGCGGCCCAUCUUCACGGCCCUCUUUGAGGCUUUUGCGACUGGCAAGCGCCCCACGUCGCUCCCACCCGCACCCACCAACGUCCACAGCACGUUGACCUUGGGCCUCGAUGACUUUGGCGCGUUUGUCAAGGCCGUCAAGCUCGGCCUGCUGGCGUCGGAAGAAGGCAUUUGGUUUAGUCAGUAUGCGGCCAUCGAGCAUGCGCGCACCUGCCUCACGCUCCACGGCUUCUUCGACUUUGUCGCGCACUUGUGUCGCGACAGCCGACGCUGCAAGCUCCUCGCAGCCUACCUCGAGAGCAUUGGCGUGUCGGAGGCCUCGCUGGUAGCACCGUCGGCGACGGCACCGACGACGCUCAUGGCGUUCCAGCCGGAAGACAACUUGCUCCACUGCCUCUCACGCCUCAAGCCAUCGAGCGCGGUUUCAUCCAACGUGGCGCCGUGGAAGUGCAUGUACUCUCUCUACUGCGACUUUGCCGUCUUGUGGGACGACGACGCCGCGUCGGCACCUGUCACAGCGGCUCCGUCGACGCAGCCGACGACGUACCGUGAGGUGGUGGCCCCGACAUCGCAUGCUACAGCGCAAGACGGCGACGCGUUGCACCAGGCGCUGCGCCUGCUUGCCGUCCUCUACAAGCAGUACGGCAACGACGCAAACGCCGAGAUGUGGGUCAACACGCGCUUGUCGCGGAAGCUGCGCCUCCAGCUGCAUGACGUGCUGAGCAUCACGAGCGGGUCGUACCCGAGUUGGUGCGACGAGCUCACGCGCCAGUUUAAGUUUUUGUUUCCGCUCGAGCUCCGGUCGAUGCUGUUUCGGACAACUGCGUUUGGCUGUUCACGGUCCCUCCACUGGCUGCGCGACCACUUGGAGCCGUCGACCGAGUCGGACGAGGUGCUCUCGAUCUCGCCGCUCCCGAAAGAACGCGCCAAGGUGGAGCGCAGCGACAUUCUCAAGUCGGCCGACGCCGUCAUGAAGGUCCACGGCAAGCGCAAAGCGAUCCUCGACAUUGUGUUUGUGGGGGAGCGCGGGUAUGGCUCGGGCGUCACGGCGGCCUUUUACUCGGCGGCCGCGCAAGCGUUGCAGUCGAAUGCACCUCUGGCGCUCUGGGUCCGCGGUGACGAAGACACGUCGGACGAUCUGAUUCGACACCCGAACGGCCUCUUUCCGCUGCCAACGGUGGCCGCCCGCGGCCGCAGCGAGCUCCUCGACCGCUUCCGCCUCAUUGGUCGCUUGGCGGGCAAGGCGCUCUUGGACGACCGCCUCUUGCCGUUGCCGCUCGCACCGCACUUUCUGCAACUCGUGCUGCACGAGCCGAUCGCAAUGCACGAUCUCCCAACCAUCUUUCUCGAGCCGGGCCGGAUCCUCUACUCGCUCUACAAGGCGGCGCAGGCGCUCCAGACGCACGCCCCCGGCUCUGUGACGAUCGAAGGCACGCCGGUUGCAGACUGGCUCGAGGCUGUCGACCUCUCGUUUGUCGACCCGUGCACGCAGACGGAACUCGUGGCCAACGGCGCCGUUCUCAGUGUCACGACGGCGAACCUCUCGGCGUACGUGGAUCAUGUGUUGGACAUUUGGCUUGGCCGCGGCAUUGCCGGCCAGGUGCAGGCUUUCCGCGACGGACUCAACGACGUGGUUGCGACUGAGAAGCUCCGGCUGCUUCACGCGCACGAGAUCCAGGCGGCGCUCUGCGGCACGGUCGACGUCGAGUGGACCGAGGCGUCGUUGCGGCAGACGAUCAAGCUCGCGCACGGCUACACGGCUACGAGCGCGCCGAUCGAGUACUUUAUCCAGACUCUCGUGUCGAUGACGACGUCGCAGCGGCGGGCCUUCUUGCUCUACGCGACCGGGUGCCCCAACCUACCGCCCGGCGGUGUUGGCCUCGAGACGCUCAAGCCACCGUUCGAAGUCGUUCGGCGCGUCAUCAGUGACGACGAGGACGUGGACCGUGCGCUGCCGUUUGCACGCACGUGCACCAACACGCUGCAUUUGCCCGCGUACUCGUCCAAGGCGAUCCUGUCGACGCAGCUCGAGUACGCGGUGCUCAACAGCAAGGGCGUCAUUGACCGCGACUAG